Messenger RNA from Ostreococcus tauri, 7353 nucleotides. Its product is annotated as Insulin-like growth factor binding protein,N-terminal. The record is from RefSeq and is a predicted model, not a curated record. Lineage: Eukaryota; Viridiplantae; Chlorophyta; Mamiellophyceae; Mamiellales; Bathycoccaceae. The transcript has a single exon. The coding region runs from base 1 to 7353 and encodes 2450 amino acids.
AUGACGGACGCGCGGUCGUCGCGGCGUUCGCCGGUUCGGGCGGUGUUCGCGCUCGCGCUGGUCGUCGGCGCGGCGCGCGCGGCGUUCGCGCAAACGUGCUCGGCGACGUUCCGUCCUCAAUGGAUGGACGUCGAUGAAGACGGCGAAUUGGCACGUCUUCAAGUCACCUACCUCGAAGUCAACUCGGCGAGCGCUGAUUUGUACGUGAAAGCCAAGGAUAGCUCUGCGUGCGCCAAUGGGUACGUCGAGCCCGAAGAGUUUUACGUGUACGCCUGUCAAGGUGGCGACCAAGGUGGCAACACCGGAGGCGUCGACGACAAAGGCAACGACGGAGGUGAUAGUACUGACUUCGACUCAAACUCUGAAACUUCGACGCGUCGUCGCCUUCUCUGGAAAUCAAAGACGCGUCUGUCUUCUCACCGACGCACCUUGCUUCAAGAAGAAGAGGCGUCGUGUGACGGACUCGACGAGUUCCUCGUGGAUCCAAACAACGCCCAAGGUUUCUAUUACCUGUCAUAUUUUGGGGAAUACGCUCGUUACACGCUCAACGUGUGCUGUCCCGCCGAUAAGCCAAACUUUUACCUCGCCGUGGCCGGGUAUGACAUCACGGGCCAAGAGGAAGGACGAUGCACGUCGGCGGUGAUGAGCGAUUCUUACCCGUACUCGCUGACUGGAUCCACCGAAGAUGCCGUCGCUCCCGAGGAACCGCCAGAAAAGCUCGUCUCUCUCAAGGAAUUUUGGCAGACGCACGAAGGUUCCGCCGCUGAAAAACUCAUCAUGAACGCCGGAUUGGGUCUUCAGUUUGGUGCGUGUCCGAAAGCUGAUGAAGUGUCCCCGGAUGCCUUAUUUCCUCUUCCCCCGUUCAAAGCGGAUGUCAUUUCGACGUUUUUCACCCAUCUCUUCAAACAACCGGUGCCAGGCAGAGAACAUGACAUCAAAUCUGAGUUGAAGCUGUCGCCUUUCGCCACCGCGAGCGCGGCAAACGUAAACGGCACGUGCCGACUCAUGGUGACGUUGGCGGAUCAUCCAAAUCUCAAGCCCAUGGAACUCGUCGAGGUCGAUGGCGUCGAUUUCGGAUGUCUCAAAUCAGCCUAUGAAGAUGUUCCGGACGCGUACGUCGCCCUCGACGCGUUGACGGCGUUGGCGCAAACGUCAAAGGCGCAUCCGUCUUUCGGCGACGCAUUCAACGUGACGCUUCGCGAUCCGGCGGAUGAAUCCAACUCGACGCACGCCGUGCGGGCGUCGUACGGCGCGUACAAGGCGCUCAAGGUUCGUUUGGACAAGAAGAACGACGAAAGCGUGAAAGAUUAUCGCGUGACUUCGUCAAGCUGUGGCGGCAUGAAUAACCCUCGUGAGGACGGUGCAAAAGUGAUACCCGCCAAGACGUGUCCGCGCGUCAGCGUCAAUCGCGAGAUCAACGUCUUCAAAGACGUCGCGCUCGACUCCAUGGUGACGACCAAGCUCGGUACCGCUGUUUUUGGCGGCGCGACGAACAUCAAGACGGGACGCGAGUCUGAAAAUUUUGGUUCUUCCGAUGGUAUCGCUUUUGACACCGACACGGCGUGUACCGUCACGAUCACCGGUCUGUACGACGCGGACGGCAACGCCGCGUGCGCGGAGACCGUGACGGUUGAACGCGCCACGUCCCGAUGUUCGUUCGAGCCCGUCCAGGAUGCCGUCGCUGGAAUGAAUGAGAUGUUAAGUCGUGCGUCCAAAGGCGUGAGUGCCAUCUCAUGGGACGAUUUCAUUCGAUACACGGGUCGCGACGCUUUUGUCGAUUGCAUGGAACUCGUGUCUCUGUCCAUGACGGAUGCGUACGAAAACGUCACUCUGGUUACGGAUGAGUGCACCUUGCCGUACCCAGAAACGUCCUCUGGCUCUGGCAUCUGGAGCUUCUGCGAGAGCAAUCCGGUUCACGAGUACUGCGCAGAUCCGUGCUGCAACAUCUUCAUCCAAGAUAAGCUGUGCUGCGCUCCGAAGAGCGCCACCGUGUCGAGAUUCCGUCCCACGUUCGACAGCAACAUCUUCACGGAGACGUGCAUGCUUGCGGACGCCGUCACGCGCGGCUCGGUGGAUGAAACGUUACCGGUCGCGAACGCCAUUCCAUUAGCCAUCAAAGUUGCGUCGAAGAUCUCCACGCCGGAGACGUGCCUCGCGGCGACGUCGAGUCUGAAGACAAAGCUCGACAACAUCGAGACUGAUCUCGAGUGUUGUGUGAAGGCUGUCAUCGGAGAAUGGGACCACAGUACCAUGAAGUACGCGUCCACGCAGCCGUGUCAGGUGUCUUCCGACUGCUUCUCGGACGUGUGCGCCGCUUCUUCGUCUUCUUCUUCGUCAUCAAACUCUCAAGGGUCGUCGGGAAGCGGCUCGUCGUCGGACAGUUGCUGGAGCAGCUCUUCCGGGAACAACAAGUGCGCCGUCGCGAAUUCGACGUACGUCGGCGAAGCGUUGGCGAAAUGUCUCACGACGAAACUUCGAGCUCGUGAUUACCUUCGCGAAAUUGCCAUCUUAAAAUCUAUCAUCGGUGUCAAAGCGAUGGCGACGGACGCCGACAUCGGCGCCGCCAUCAUCGACGGCGCGGGGUACUACACGUGCGAGGGUUCCGACGGGUACAAGUACGAUCCGUUCAACGACUGUCCGGAGUGGGAAUACGACUCAGAAUCCGGGACGCACGAGUGUAAACGAUACUGCGAAGGCGUGGAAGAUUGCAAAGACAAGUGUUUGAGCUCAAAGACGUGCAACUGGAAACCUUGGGAAUACUCUGACGGCACGUGGGGUCCGACGAGCGACGAAAACUGUCUCGACGAGGAUUUGGGCGACAACUUCUGCGCCUCCACGAACGAAUGGGGCGGCGUCGAAGAUAUCACCGAACUGGGCUACUGUUCGCCGACGACUGGUAUCGUCGAAGAAUACGGUGGAGGCUGGUAUUCCAAUGAAGCGUCGUCCAUCACGGAUGAGCUGUGUCAAGAGCUCAACUCGACGCUCACGGCGAAAAAGGCUCACGAGUGGUCAGAUAUCAAGCGGUGCCAAUUCCCUUCCGCGAUGAGCCAGUCGAGCGCGGCGUGCUUUGAUGGAUGCGCCAGCGACGAAGGGUUCAAACCGCCGACGCUGUACGAGUGUUAUGUCCCGACAAACUCGCAAGGCGCGUGCCCGUCCUCGGAGUACUUCACCGAACGACGCGUGGACUGGGACGCGGACAUUCCGUGGGAGCUUUCGCGCCCGUCUUACUGCGUGACCAACAUCUGGGGUAACGGCGGACUCUAUCAGCGGUACGGGUACCCCGACGACUGGGCAUCGGACGAAACCAAGGCGAAUUGGACCAUCACCCUCACGUCCGGCGAUCUCAAGGGAUCGUAUAAAAUGUGGAAGAGCGAAUGGACCGAUAUCCUCGGACACAAAGACUGGAGCCGCGGUUUCGUCUUCGCCGCAAACGCCACGGCGCAAGACGUCUGCACGGAGCUGGGCGCCAAGGUUCGUCUCUUGGACGACGGCACGCAAGAGUGCAGAGAUUCCGUGUGUUGGUAUCCAGACGUGACGACGGAGACGGAGUGCGUCAAUCGCGACAUCUCGAACACAGACGCAGAACACAGAUGGCGCCAAACGUUCAGAGACGGCGCGGGCGCGUGUUUCUCCACGCCUGCACCUACGCUCACGCCGGCGUACUACAACAUCACCUUUUCACCAAAGUUGAAUGCCGAUGAUUACUCGAGCGUCACGUGGCCAAAUCAAGCGUCUGCGGACUUACACGUCGUGUAUUGCGAUAAAGGCACUGCUUGUGAGAAGGGUUACGCCAACUUUUGGUCUUCGAGUGACGUACCGACGACCGGAAGUACCUUCACAAUCAGCGAUACGACGUACACGAUUUUAGACGUGACCGCGACGCCGCAACCGAAAUACGAACACUUUGAUGCAUCCGGAAAGUUGACCAUGGCGUGGUGCUACGAAAACGGAUACUCAUGUUACAACGGUAACAGGGAGUGGAAUGGUUUCGACUACACGAAUUACUCGACGUACUCCAAACCUGGUGUUUUGAACGUCAAGUCGUCGUGCGAGGCGAACGGAGGCGUCUUUUAUCUCGGAAAACAUCUGAGAGAAGGUAAGUUUGAUUCCGUGAGCAAGUGCUCGGGCGCGUACUGUAACGUCGCGGGUCCUCGGUACUCUGUCUCGGAGGAGAUGUGCUCGAGCAUCGGCGGUCAAUGCAGAAACUCUCAAGGGUGCAACGGGUGUCGAGCGCCGUAUUGGGGCGAAGUCGACAUCGUCUUGGACGGCAUGUGCUACACCCCCAACGUUCCGUCGGCUUCAAACUGCACCUCGGGCGCCGAAUACGACGAGACGUUGCGCGCGUGCGUGAAAACGAGCAUCACAAAUAAGGAUGAGUGCACGGGCAACGACAAGUGGGUGACGUGCGAAGACGUUCCUUUCGACAACUGCACCGCCUCCGCGACGUCGUCCGAGGAAAGCGCUUCGAUCGCGAACAAGGCGGCCAAGUAUUUGAGCUGCCGACGAGACAAGGCACCGAAACACUGCUCGGGAGCUGACCAAUGCGCCUCUGAGGGCGGUUCGUGUUGGGGACCCGACAUCCGCGAUCAGGUGUGCUUUUACGACAGCGAUGCAUGGAAGUGCGAAUACCGCGCCAACGUGUGCGUCACCAAUCUCAACCAAGAGACGUGGUCGUGUCCGGGCGCGACGAGUACAGACGGCUACUCGAGCUGGGACGAACGACGGUAUCAAGUCAACGACAAGUAUUGCCUCGAUUACUAUGCCGCAAACGAAACGGCGUGCGACGAUCUCGGCGGCGCGUGGACGUCCACGAGCGCCGAGUCUCGCGAACAAUUUUGCACCGCCAGCAAACGGUGUGAAGGCGGAAGCAGCGAGUGGGGCGUGUACAGACGUCAGGAGGAUGCGUGUCUCAAGUGCGGCGGUGAGAUGGUGUCCGACGGCACGUGGGUCGCUGGAUCGUGGUUUGAACCCGCCAUGGUUCGCGGUGGACGCUCCUGGAAGGCGCGCGCGAUGGAGGUGACGAACACGUGGUCUCUUCGCGUCGAUGAGUGGCGCGUCCGCGACUUUGUCGAGCAAGUCCGCGAUACGCUCGACGAAGAGGCGCAGACGACAUUCUUACGAUGCAUGUACGCCGAAAUAGGCGAUUCCAUCGAGAAGAUGUCGAGCACGUGCGGCGGUGCACCAGCGGAUAUUCGCACCACGAUCGCCGACGCCCCGUUCCCGGCGGCUGAGAAAACCGUGUUUCCGGGCGCGCCGGCGACUGUCGGAAUCAAAUCCGACUCCAACGUUGCGGUUACUGGGUCUACGUUUAAUGAUACCGUGACCAUCACGACGGAGGUCGUCACCACGAAACCCCUGAACGACGAGAAUGCAAACGCCGUCGCCAAGCGACUCGGCGAGCGUCGUCUCGCUGAGGGCGCCGUUAAUCUGAACGCCGCCGGUUGCUGGAGUGUCGUGAAGAACUCGAACGACAAGCUCGUCGGCCAACUUCUCGGCGACUGUCUCGCCGUCAAAGUCGAAGGCGCGGGUGCAUCGUCGGGCACGAGCGGCGUCGAGGUGUGUCUCGUCGUGAAAUCUGAACGCGAAGUCGCCGACGCGUACACAGAGUUUGGUUUCGCGAAACGCACGGGUUCUACGGGAUCGUUCAGUUACACGCCCACGUCGUACGAGGUCAAGAGCACCGGCACGCACUUGUGCGCCACGGUGAAGGAAUACGGUGCGUACGUGUGUCCUGUCAAGUUGGCUCCGUCGUGGGCGUCGUCGACCGUGGACGUCGGUUCAAGCGAGUGCGCGGCCACGCAAGCCAUCGCGCAAGUCGCUGCGGCCAAGGUUGAACAAGUAAAGACGGCGGCGGCGGCUGAAAUCGCCGCCCUUCCCCCGUGCGACGCCUCGAAAGCGCCGACGUACGGCGCCGUCGGCGAUUGUACGUCUACGCUCGCGUCCGGAACGCAGUGUCAACCCGUCUGCGACACCGGGUACGCCGUCUCCGGUCCUUCCAAGUGUAACGCUGCAAAACUCACCGCGGCGACGUGCGCGCCGCUCUCGUGCGACGCCUCCAAAGCGCCCAUGAACGGUGCGGUCGGGACGUGUACGAACGCGCUCGCGCACGGCGCUACGUGUAAACCGACGUGCGCCGUCGGAUACACGGUGUCCGGAAAAUCGACGUGUACGCUCGGCGUUCUUGACGCGGCGACGUGCGUCCAAGAUUCCAAGCUCGACACGUCCGUCACUUUCAGCGGAAUCUCAGUCAACAUCACGGAUGAAAUCGAGGUGAAAUUGUUGGAGGUGGUGAAGACGGCGGUGCGCAACAACGGCAACUUUCCCGUCGGUGUCAGUUUCUCUCAACUCGCCUACGUCGUCUCGGGUUCGAUGUCGUUUACUACUGUCUCUACGCUUACAGACAGCGUUUUCAAGACGGCCGCCGCGAGUGCGCUGAACGUGGAUGUGAGCGCCAUCACGAACGUGAACAUCCCCCAACCGGUUCGUCGACGACUCCUCGCCUCGUCUGUGACGUACGACGUCUCGUCGACGACUCGCUCGGCGGCGAACGCGCUUCGCUUGACGGCGAGCGCAGCAACAUUUGCAGUUGGCGGUGUCACCGGGACGUCGUCGCCCGCGACCGCGAGCGUCAAGGUGGACGCGACGAUUUUCGUCCCCGCCUCAUCGGCGACGACGGCGAUGGCGACGCUCAACAACGCAGCCGCGUUCUCAUCGAGCGCCGCAACUGCGGCGUCAACGGCGACUGGAAUUACCGGUAUCACCGCUCCCGCCGGCGCCAUCAGCGUCGCCGCGGCGUCGUGCGACGCGUCGACUGCGCCCGAAAACGGUGGCGUCGGUACGUGUACGUCAACGCUCGCGACUGGAUCGCAGUGUCAACCGGUGUGCAACACUGGAUACACCGUCUCCGGUCCAGCUUCGUGCUCGAGCGGUUCUCUGACCCCGGCGACGUGCGCCGCCAAUCCGUGCGACGCGUCCGCCGUGCCCGCCAACGGCGCCGGUAUGGGUAACUGCACCGCCACGCUUGCGAGCGGUAUGUUGUGCGCGCCCCAAUGUAACUCGGGAUACGUCGUGAACGGCCUCACGUCGUGUUCGGCUGGGGAGGUCACGAGCACGGCGACGUGCGUCUCGUCGCCCACUGGCACGCCGCCGACGACCGGCACGCCGCCGACGACCGGCACGCCGCCGACGACCGGCACGCCGCCGACGACCGGCACGCCGCCGGCGACCGGCACGCCGCCGCCGACCGGCCCGCCGCCGACGACCGGCACGCCGCCGCCGUCGAGCGCGAGAGCCUCAUCUAUGGUGAGCGCGCUUCUCAUCGCGCUCCUCGGACUUUUCGCCCUCGUCGCGUAA